GGGACGGUCGCGCCAGUGUUGUCGUUGUGUUGGUGGUGAAUGUUCAGUGUUCAGUGUUGAGUGUCCGUAGUCCGUAGUGUAGUAGUGAGACUCCCGCGGUACCAUGCGCCUGUGCGUGUCCGUCACGUUAUGACCAUGUCGGUGAGCGAUGGGUUGGUCCUCAGUGUUGGUGCUGUCCGUGUUGGUAUAUACUUCGACGUCGAGUCUUUCCAUCUGUGAUUACACACAAUGUAACUGCACUGAUUACGGAGGCCCGUGGAUUAAGGCGGACUGUCAUUUCAACAGCAGUCAGAAACAGCUGGACAUCACGUCGGAGACUAUACCCAAGAACCUGGCCGAACUGCAGAUCUCGGGUCCUCGAGAGAUGGUCCUCGACAGCGGCUCAUUCUCCCUCAACGGCUUGACCUUUGUGAAUCUGUCGGACGUGGGUGUUCUCACCGUCGGAAAGAACGCCUUCGCCCGCGUCACCUCUAAAAGUCUGCGUUUUGAGGUCCGCAGAGUCAAUCGAGUCAUCUUGGAGACCAACGCUUUCUGUGAGUUCAAAUCGUCCGCGCUCUCCGCCAUUUUGGAGCAGCUGGGACACCUUAUCGUCCAGAAGAAAGCCUUCGACCGUCUCUUGUCCCUGGACAUCUCCAGGGUCGGCCUGCUAGUCCUACACCCCGAAGCGUUCUUCUUCGAACCCGACAGCACCAAGUACAACGGUCCCGCUACCAAGAUCACGUUGGAUAGGGUGAAGUUGGACGAGCUCCCGGAGAGAGUUUUUCCCUCCCUGAACCAGCUGACCAUUACCAACAGCGAGGUAAAGACGGUGAAGGCAUCGGCAUUCCAGGCCUUACUUCUGACCUCGGUGCACCUGAUCAACACCACGCUGGAGUCUGUGGAGACUGAGGCAUUCACCACGAGAAGCGUCAUCGGUCAUCUGGAAAUGGAUGGAGUGACUGCGGGACUGCUGCAACCCAACUGCAUGCAGUCUGGUAUCAGCACGCUAACCGUCCGUGGUUCCAGUUUUCGAGAGAUCGCCGAGUCCGCAUUCCUCACCCCUUCAGCCUCCAUCAUCAUUGCAGAAAAUGUGUUCAACAGAGUUCGAAGUCGAGGGUUCACUUUCAAGGAGACAUCAUCCCUGACGGUGGAGAACAACCGGUUCAACGCCCUGGACGACUACGCCUUCAUAUUACCCGAGAGGGUGUCGGAGUCGGGACAAACAAUUAACAUGACCUUCCGGGGAAACUCCUUCAGCAGAGACGUCGGAAGGGAGGCCUUGGACUUCACUCGCAGCAAUCAAAUGGGAACAAUUGUACAUAACAACAGUUUCGACCAUCAGUGCCAUUGUGAAGAGCCCACCAAGAAUUGGUUGAGGGAGAAAAUUAACGGGUCGGAGAGAGUAAUCGACCUGUUUUACGAGAACAGUCUGUGCCAGAUAACCCUCGAUCUCUCGCGCUGCUUCAGCCUACCGAGAGGAAUAUUCAUGAUGGAGAACUUCUCCGCUCUGGCGUGCGACUCAGAGGGGCAAUAUUCCUGCCCGGAAGUGGUCCAAAGUGACGCUGCGAUCCCAUCGUUCCCUGGGACGACGUCGGACAUCGUCUACGACACCAGCACCGACAGGGAGAGGAAAGUGCUCGUCUCCAUUCUGAUAUUCGUGGUGAGCGGCAUCGUCCUGAUGUUGUUCCUCUCGGGGCUGAUGUGGUUGCGGCGGAACGGUUACUGUACCAAAGCCCGCCUUAUGCUGCUGCCCUCAGCGGAUUCGGUGUUCGACAUCAUCUCACGUGCUGUGGUGGGAUCUACAGCGCCCUCCGGGGUCAACGCGGUACCGGCACACGAGUACGCGGAGCUGCAGCAGGCACAGAAGCUGGCCGAGGAGAGUGCGGAGGAAGAGAUACCGCUGGAGGAUAAGGCCACUCAGACCCUGCCCGAGGAGUUGACACAGGAGUUGUUGCAGACGCUCAGAGAAAAACUGGACGACCCGGAGAACUACAGCGAGGCGAGAGACAUGAUAGAACACCUGUACGACCUCAUCAAGGUGGAGGAGAGCUGCAACCAAAACUCCGACUCGAUAUCGCUGCAGUUAGAGGAGCUCGAGGACCUGCCCGAGGGGGAGAAUUUGUACGACGUCAUAGGGCCCAAGCCGCGGCCCAAAACCCGAGUCCCGCGGGAGAAACGAUCCCUGGUGAGUGUAGGGACCAGAGCCCCGUCACCGGACAAACUGCUGCCGCUCUCCCUGAGUCGCCUGAGGCCUGCGGUACUCUGCGACUACAUGGAACCUAGGGACCGCCAACACCACGUGUACCAGGAGAUAACCCCGCCCGCCUCGUCCGUCCUGUGCGACUAUACAGAACCGCCUGAUAGCAAGCCGCACGUCUACCACGAGCUGUCGAUGGCCAACCGUCCCCUGCCCAGCAAGCCGGACCCUGGCGAGGGCCCCUCCUCCCGAUAACUUCUGUGAUAUAAUUGUUAAGACCUUCCUGCCUUAGCGACGACACGACGACCCGACUCUAGAGUGUUCACAACGACCUUAGCGUUAGACUCUGUCAAGACUGAGAUACGACUACUGUACUGUCAUUGUAGUCGAAAUUUCCAACAAUAUUUUGUAAAACUUUCAGUGCUGUUGUAUCGUAGUCUGUAGAUGAAAGCAUUUAGCCACCGUUUACACUGGCAGGCCUAGUAUAUGUUAUAUUAACGAGUCAAAUUUGAGCUUAGCCAAAGAUACCGAUUGAGCGCAUUCGUCUUUGAUAAAUUUUUAUACCGAUAUUAUAGUGAAGUCUGUUGCCUUUUUGGCUCUCUGUAUCAUAUUUUAAAUUUGUUUUGUAAAGUGUUAAUAUGUAGAAUAUACGAAUCAGUUCAUAGUGGAUAUAUUGUUAUUUAUAGUGAAUAUUAAUUAAAGCAAUGACAUUCCGUACCAUAGCCUGA
Molecule: messenger RNA, 2904 nt
Organism: Homalodisca vitripennis (glassy-winged sharpshooter)
Lineage: Eukaryota; Metazoa; Arthropoda; Insecta; Hemiptera; Cicadellidae
Exons: 4
Coding region: 149-2431 (760 amino acids)
Source: RefSeq, a predicted model, not a curated record